Chara braunii is the source of this 1659-nucleotide messenger RNA. The record is from the annotation of a GenBank genome assembly. Lineage: Eukaryota; Viridiplantae; Streptophyta; Charophyceae; Charales; Characeae.
CGCUGCAACCAUCAGAGGAGAUCACACGAGCAGUUAAGAAGCUCAAUUGCCACCUCGCAGUCCUGGACCUGUGCCCGCGCAAGUCGACAACCCCGCACGAGUGGUCAGAUGAGAGAUUCGCAGUGCUACCGGAGAUGAUGAAUACCUUUUGUGGCAUGGAUUGGGUCAUUGUCAUAUUCUCGACGUUAAGAGUCGAGCAAACCUUAUUGAAGAAUGUGCUUCGUUGUGAUCACGUCAAAGUGAUUCUAGGUCGGUGGGAGAGAUAUUUUGGAAAGGACCAAUAUGUCGUUUCCGCUGGAAAUCUUCCACUGCGACCUCGGGACUGCAUGACCAUUGUCGUGCAUGCGUUGAACGAUGACUACAAGAAGGUGACUGUGCGGCCACGAAACCAUAUCACAUGGUUCGACGAUAACAUGAAGGAGGAUUUAUUUGUGCAACGCACGAACAAGCAUGUUGGGAUAUCAGGCGAUACAAAAGUCGUGUACGGGCACUGGGAGAGAGAGUCAAAAAAAGUGAAGGAGUUGUGCAAAUGGUUCGCAAAGGAUGGCGAAGGUGUGCUGCUGCUCGUGAAUGUGCAGACAGGGUCAGUCUGGGAAGUGUUGCGGCCAGGACACAAUGUUGUUGCGUGUGACAGCAAUUCAACAAUGCUCGAUUGGACGUCCACAUUCCUCGAUAUACAGGUCCACAGACCAGAAAGUCGUUGCCACUUCGAACAGCCCAAAACUCUGUGGCUUCCAGAGAGAGACAUGUACCUCAACCUUGGCAAGAAGAGAGACUCUCUGUGGAAAUACUUGUUCGGCAACGCCCCGAAGACUCCAAAGGACAUCGGUUAUAUGCACCGAAAAGUGAUUGUCAUCCAACAUCUCCAAGGCUACCAUGACGCGAAAAAUGGUGCGAUUGAAAUAUUCAUAGUGCGGUGUGAGCAUUUGUGGUUCAACAAACAAGAGGACAGACUGCGUGCGAAGACAUACGCCGAUGAGCUGGAUACGGGUGAGCACUUCGAUGUGCUCGACAACGAGGAGAAGACAUCAGAUGACAAUAUGGAUCUGCCUGUACCGGGUGCUCAAGAAGAUGUUCAACAGGCGUUGGACGGUGGCGAGGGUCGUCAGGCAAUGGAGGGGAUAGAAACAGAUGUUGUGGCAAGCCAGCAGAGCAUUCGUGGUGGGGAGCAGAGGUCGUGUGAACAAGGAAUGCAAGAGAGUGCAAGGAAUGAGAUCUGGGGGCCAGUUGGUGCAGGCAAUGCAAGCAAGAACAACAGCAAUGAAGGGUUGCGGCCAGGACCGGCCUCGUUAAGUGGAAAAGAGUCACAUCUCCAAUCCAAAGGCAAGGAAAGCAGUGCCAGAUACCCCGGGAUAUUGACUCAGCUGGACAACGUGUAUGUGAGCAUGGGUCUGUCAAAGAUCCUAAGAGAGAACCAAUAUAACGUGCCCCGGGAGGAAAAUGCACAGGUUGGCAGAAUGGACGUCAACGCCAUCAAAUUCGCGCUCCCGCCCGACAAGGAUGAUAAACUGAUGCCAGGAGACACAAUUCGAGAGGACAUGAAGGAGUUCACCGGAGGCCCGCUGUCGACGCGAAUACCCUUACAAGGGUAUCCACCCUGGUUUUUGCAAGUGACAGAAAAUAGUUUGGUUUAAAGUUUAAGUAUACCGCGCUAGGCGA